UGAGGUUGGCGGGAAUGGCGCCGGCCGGCGUCGCCGGCGCGGAUGAUGACGCGGCAGCGAUGCCCUACUACGUGCCCAUGAAGGCGACGUCGGAGGGGGUGUGGCAGGGGGACAACCCGCUGCGCUUCUCGCUGCCUCUGGUCAUCGUGCAGAUCUGCCUUGUUGUCGCCGUCACCCGUGGUCUCGCCUUCGCCCUCCGCCCGCUCCGCCAGCCGCGCGUCAUCGCAGAGAUCAUCGGCGGCGUCCUCCUGGGGCCGUCGGCGCUGGGCCGGAGCAAGGUGUUCCUUGACAACGUCUUCCCCAGGGAGAGUCUGACGGUGCUCGACACGCUGGCCAACAUCGGCCUGCUCUUCUUCCUCUUCCUCGUCGGCCUAGAGCUGGACCCUGCCUCGCUCCGGCGCACCGGCCAUCGCGCCCUGGCCAUCGCCGUGGUCGGGAUUUCCUUCCCGUUCUCCCUCGGAGUUGGCUCCUCUCUCGUGGUCCGCGCCGCCAUCACGCCCGACGCCCCGCGCGGUCCGCUCAUCGUCUUCAUGGGAGUCGCGCUAUCCAUCACGGCCUUCCCGGUGCUCGCCCGCAUCCUCGCCGAGCUCAAGCUCCUCACCACCGAGCUCGGCCGCAUGGCCAUGUCGGCGGCCGCCGUCAACGACAUCACGGCAUGGAUCCUGCUGGCGCUCGCCAUCGCGCUUUCGGGCUCCGGCUCCCCGUUCGUGUCCAUCUACGUCUUCCUCUCGGGGGCCGCGUUCGUCGGCCUUGCCACCCUGCUUGUGCGGCCGCUGCUCAGGUACAUGGCGCGCCGGUCCCCGGACGGCGAGCCGGUGAAGGAGUCAUUCGUGUGCGGCACAAUGGCGAUCGUCCUCUGCGCCGGCCUUGUCACCGAUACCAUCGGCAUCCACGCGCUGUUCGGCGCGUUCGUCAUCGGCGUCCUGGUCCCCAAGGAGGGCGCCUUCGCCGGCGCGCUCACAGAUAAGAUUGAGGACCUCGUGUCGUCUCUGUUCCUGCCGCUCUAUUUCGUGUCCAGCGGGCUCAAGACGAACGUGGCCACCAUCACCGGCGUGAAGUCGUGGGGGCUCCUGGUGCUCGUCAUCACGACGGCGUGCGUCGGCAAGAUCGGAGGCACGGUGCUCACGUCGCUACUGAUGCGGGUGCCGUUGCGCGAGGCGGUGGCGCUGGGGCUGAUGAUGAACACCAAGGGGCUCGUGGAGCUCAUCGUGCUCAACAUCGGCCGCGACCGCAACGUGCUCAACGAGGAGGCCUUCGCCAUCAUGGUGCUCAUGUGCCUCGUCACCACCUUCCUCACCACGCCCGCCAUCAGCGCCGUGUACAGGCCGGCCCGGCAGGAGGUGUCGUACAUGCACCGCACUGUGGAGCGCGACGAUGCGGACGCCGACAGCGAGCUGCGCGUGCUGGCGUGCUUCCACGGCAGCCGAGGCAUCCCGACGCUGAUCAACCUGGUGGAGGCCUCCCGCGGCACAAGGCGGAGCAAGGUCACUAUGUACGCCAUGCACCUGGUGGAGCUCUCGGAGCGGUCGUCGGCGAUCUCCAUGGUGCAGCGCGCGCGCCGCAACGGCAUGCCGUUCUCGAGCAGGCGCGGGCGGAAGGGCGGUGCCGGUGGGGAGGAGGUGCAGGUGGCAUUCGAGGCGUUCCAGCGUUUGAGUACCGUGACGGUGAAGCCGAUGACGGCAAUCUCCGACCUGGCCACCAUCCACGAGGAUAUCAUCUCGUCCGCGGUGCACAAGCGCGCCGCCCUGAUCGUGCUCCCCUUCCACAAGCUGCUCUGCCACAAUGGGACGACGGUGGCCAGCGUGGGCCGGGCGUACCACCACGUGAACGUGCGCGUGCUCCGGAAGGCGCCCUGCUCUGUGGCAGUGCUCGUGGACCGGGCACUCGGCGGCAUGUCGCAGGUCUCGGCGCCUGACGUCUCCUACACCGUGCUGAUGCUCUUCUUCGGCGGGCCCGACGACCGCGAGGGACUGGCCUACGCCGUACGCAUGGCCGAGCACCCUGGCAUCGAGCUCACCGUGGCCUGCUUCACGGCCGCGGCGGCGGCGGCUGCGGCGGCGGCGACGGCGAAACAACCCGGCGCCGCGGACGAGCUCGCCGCGAUGGACGAGGAGGCAAUACAAAAGCACAUUGUCCCCGGCGCGUCUGUCAAGUACGAGGAAGUGGUUGCGCGCGAGCGGCAGGAGGUGGCGUCAGCGAUCAAGGCGUUGGGGAAAGGCAAGAAUCUGGUGGUGACCGGGCGGUCGGCGCGGGCGGUGCCGCUCGUGGACAAGAGCGACUGCCCGGAGCUGGGCCCCGUGGGGAGCUACCUGGCGACGGCGGAGUUCUCGGCGACGGCGUCCGUGCUCGUGGUGCAGCGGUACGACAGGAGGAGCGACCCGUCGUCGGAGCGGGAGGCGACGGAUGAGGACGUUGAGGACGCCGUGGUGCGUGCGCCGAUGCCGUCCCCCGCCUACACGCCCACUACGCCGUCACCGGCUGAGCAGAUUAGCCCGGACGCUGGGGAAGCCGGUACGUGACGGAGAGCGCGCACGCAAUUCCGACGUGCGUGUUGGCUGGCUAGCUAGCUAGGAUCUGAAUAGUACUCUAAUGGCGGUUAGUGUGUGCGUGGAUGCCUGGACGCGUGUUUGUACUUUGUACUUGUAGAGAACGAAACGAAUAACAGCA
Lolium perenne is the source of this 2667-nucleotide messenger RNA. RefSeq names its product cation/H(+) antiporter 19-like. Gene Ontology annotation, molecular function: antiporter activity. Gene Ontology annotation, biological process: regulation of pH; proton transmembrane transport. Lineage: Eukaryota; Viridiplantae; Streptophyta; Magnoliopsida; Poales; Poaceae. The record is from RefSeq and is a predicted model, not a curated record. Gene Ontology annotation, cellular component: membrane; endomembrane system.